AUGGAACCCCAAUCGUUUGACCUGCUUCAAUGGGAAGAGCUCUGCGCAAUCCCCCGGGCUCCCGGCUUCAUUGCCAUGAACUGGACUGAGGUCAAGCUCCACCGUUCGACCCGCGGCCGACUGAGGAAGGCAAACCCGGCUCGCCAGCGUCAGCGCGAGUACUUUGCCAACGCCCGCGCUCGUGCCGCCGAGGUCAAGAACUCUUCUGCCCAGGGCGUCGGGGCGCCAGGGCCUGUUGGCACUCAACCCGAGUAUGAUGACCAAGCUCUGGAGCGGAUGAGGCAAAAGCCGCUUGCGAAAAAGGACUGGGGAGUUUCCCGGCGUUCAAUCUUGGGUCCCGCCAAGAAUCGUCCUAACCAGGUGUCGGAUAACCGGGCAUCGGGUAACAAGACCUCGGGCGAGGCCGUCCAAGACGUCCAGAAACGGCGAGCCACAUUGCACGAGUCAGAAUUGGAAGCCAGGAAGGGAGACCUGAAGCGCCUCCGAGAGGCAAUUCAACCGACUAACAGGAUGCAAGACAACCCCGAUUUCGACGCAGUGUUUCGUGAGCGGCUACCGCUUAGCAGCCUGCCUCUUUCUUCAAGCCAAAUUGCCGGAGAGAAUCCAAGACGAGAAGAGCGGCUGAUAUCGGGUCGAAUGGAGCCUCCGAUCAACAGCGUCGAGGCUGUCGAAGGAAGCCAAGAAUCCGUCGAGUGCCUAAGAGUCAGCCCUGGUGUCAGUGAGAUCUCUCGAGAAGUCCGAGAACGAUCACAGUCACAGCCCCGUUUGACAGAUGCAGCGUUGAACCGCUUUACAGACCCGAAGCCUUCUGGAUUAGAGGGCCUAGGCCAGGCAUUCGGCUCAAUCAGCUCCUCGCUAAUCCUCAGUCGCUUCGAGGAUCUCAUGUCCAGGAUACAUAGACGCCACGAGCAGACCAGAACCCAAAAGGAGGCGCCCCCCUUGGAUUCCCAGAUGCACGUGCCUGACGAUGAUCCCGCCCCUCACCAGCAAGACGGAAAUAUGCAGACAAAUGUCUCUCGUCAAACUCCACCCACGGCUGCAGAGCAGAUUGCUGCACCAUCGUGCAAAAGUGAUCCGGAUCAAGCGUGGAAAUCAUUCCUAUUUGGCGGUGAAAGCACUGACGGUGUCGAAGAGGCAGCAUUUGAUGAGGCAAAGCGUGAUGUAGCACGAGAUCUUCAACCGUCGACCUACUCGUCCUGCAUUGGCGAUAAACCCUUAUCAGACUGGGACAGCAACAUUGCAGCCGCAGGAACAGUACACACCAAUGGAGAUGAGUCAUCCGGGUUUGCCAACGACGUCCUGUCAAGUGCCGGAGCUUCUGCAAGCCGCAAAGCCACGUUGAGACCCUCCUCGACAGGGGUGAUGUCAGAUCCAACGUCGGCGGGCCAAGACGUAGCCACCCGGAAUCACAGCGACGACCGCACGGGAGGCAGCAUGUCAGACACGCUAGCGCACCCAGCGAUGUCGACGACAUCGCUGGCCGUUGAGCCUGCGCGGUCUAAGGUGGGGGUCAACGAUCGAUUUGUUCCGCCCAAGCUUUCCGUUGGCAGCCGGUCUAGCUUGAAACGUCUGAAUGAGGCUCCGAUGCCAGUCAGCACCGUAGGGAAUAGAAGGGCUCGACGGAAGAUCCGUGCCCGCGAUGGCCAGGCAAAUAUCCGGGCUCUCCCCAGCUACAACUCGGACCCCAUCGAGGAUAUUAAAGAUGUGGGCGAGACGCGCCCAUCGCUCUUCGGGUCCCUUGAUCUGGCCUGAAAUGGUGCUGUUUUCGGCACGCUUGAAGCCUCGGUUAACGUUGAAGUUGUUAGCUUAGUAUCUAACCUUGUCGGAGGCUGCUGAUUGUUCCUUGCUAACAAGAUAUCCUGACGCCCUGUAAACAACCGGCCCUUGGCAAAGGAGGGCGUUUGAACAAACGAUGUAGCGGUCAAGUCAUGUCACACGCUAGCCAGCCAGUCAAGAGUCGAGAGUAGAGUAAUGGUAAAUGGUAAACUCGAAGUUUGGAGUUCAACUAUCUAGCUAUCUAGGUAGCUAUCCGACUCAUUGCCUCGCCCCCGUUCCCCCUUUCUCCGUUCUCCACUGGUGCCGACUUACUUACCUUCUCUCAUCGUUUCCCCGCGUCAACGGCAAGUGUCUGUCCCACAAUGUGGCUACUCUCCUGGCUCGAACCAGCUCGAAAGCCCGGGCGAGCUAAUGGUCAUUUCGCGUUUU
Molecule: messenger RNA, 2205 nt
Organism: Lasiosphaeria miniovina
Lineage: Eukaryota; Fungi; Ascomycota; Sordariomycetes; Sordariales; Lasiosphaeriaceae
Exons: 6
Coding region: 1-1752 (583 amino acids)
Source: RefSeq, a predicted model, not a curated record